CAAAUUACAAACUAGGGGAAGGCCCAGCAAGUGUUACCGUGUCUGUUCCCUGUUCGCGUCUAAGGAUUCAUGGUCGUCUACCAACACCCUAUGACCCUGUUUCGACCUCGUGUUCUUCCCCCUCACCCUUCCCUACCCUACCCCCAUCCCCACCCCAGCCUUUCCUUUCGCCAAGAAUUCUGUCAUUGUCAUUAUCACCUUUUUUUCCUCCCUUUCUAGCUCCUGCGGUUCUUGUCCUGACCUUUUCUCUUUCCCACGAGGCGUGAUGUGACUGCCUCCCUAAUGCUUUUCUGAAUUACCUUGACCGACUUGCAAGCGUGUCUUCUCUUCGCUGUCCUGUUCACCUUGUGCCGUUCUGCGUAGCCUUUCGUCUAAAGUAGGCCGUUCAUGACGCUAAUUAUAAUUCUUAAAUCUCCUUUAUCAUAGUUGUGCUUAUACUUUUUUUUACUGGUAUCAGUGCCGAAUCGGUUCGGAUUUUUUUCUAUUUCAUUUUUCUACUUCGCUUUUAAUUUCCUUCCAUCAAAUACUAACUACUAUUUUUCAUCCUUCUUCAAAUCGGAAUUCCUCCAUUCUCACCAGCUGUCCCUUUCUCCCAUCCCCUCGUUCCCUGCCUCACUUUCCCGUCCCCUUGCAAGGAAUGCUCCUCUAGUCCUGUCCCCCUCACCCUUCCCUCACAAGGAGAUAAUGUACAAACCUCUCCUAUCCCAUGAGGAUGGACAAGACGGGGGGUACAAGAGGCAUCCUUCUGUGGCCUUGGAGGAUACCACUGAAGACGAGGAUGAACUGUGGAGCCGCUCGAGUAUCCCUGAAUCUACGAAUCUCCUUGCCGGCGGGGAGAAAACCUAUGACGAUGUGGAAGCGAAGCAAAAGAAACUGGCAUACCCAAAGUCGGUAUUCUUUAUCAUCGGGAAUGAGUUCUGCGAGAGAUUUUCCUACUAUGGCAUGAAAGCCAUCUUAACGCUGUACCUGAAGUUCCAACUGAUGUUUAGUGAGGAUGAUUCUACUAUUAUCUACCAUGUGUGGGCUAUGCUGUGCUAUUUCACACCAGUGAUUGGAGCCAUUAUUGCAGAUACUUUCCUUGGACGUUUCAGAACAAUCUUUUACAUUUCCAUCAUUUAUGUGAUUGGCAAUGCAGUACUGUCUAUCUCAGCCAUCCCACCUAUUAUGCCAGAUCUUAAUACAAAGAUAGCUGUGUCACUAAUAGGGUUACUCCUGAUUGCCCUGGGAACAGGAGGUAUCAAGCCCUGUGUAUCAGCCUUUGGGGGAGACCAGUUUGUUCUUCCUCAACAGGAACGACAACUUGCCCAGUUCUUUUCCAUUUUUUACUUCAGUAUCAAUGCAGGUUCUCUUAUAUCAACUUUUGUAACACCAGUCUUGAGAGAUGACGUAAAGUGCUUCAAUGAUGACUGCUACUCUUUAGCCUUUGGAGUUCCUGCUGUCUUAAUGCUUGUUGCCCUAAUCAUCUUCGUGAUUGGAUAUUUGACUGGCUCAUACAAAAUCAUCCCUCCCGAGGGUAGUAUGCUGACGAACGUAUUUGGAUCUAUUUGGCAUGCACUGAGAAGCAAAUCAAAGAGCAAGGAAAAGAAGGAACACUGGCUAGAUUAUGCCUCAGAUAAAUACGAACCAAAGCUUAUCAAUGAUGUCAAGAUUCUGCUCAAGAUCCUCGUGUUAUACAUUCCUCUUCCAUUUUUCUGGGCUUUGUUUGAUCAGCAGGGAUCAAGAUGGACAUUCCAGGCUACUAGGAUGAGUGGAGAUAUUGGUGGAUGGACUAUUAAGCCUGAUCAAAUGCAGGUUAUAAAUCCCUUCUUCAUCUUAAUGCUGAUCCCCAUCUUUGACUCCUUUGUAUACCCUUUGUUGGCAAAGUGCAACAUUCUCACAAAACCCCUGACAAGAAUCUUCGCUGGAGGAGUCCUUGCUGGAGUAGCCUUCCUGAUCUCAGGCUUCUUGGAACUCAGACUUGAGACUACAUAUCCAGUGCCAGUCAAAAGUUUGGAAACCCGACUAUCAUUUAUCAAUGGACUUCCAUGUGAUGUUACACUAGGUCUUCCCUUCGAAGAGGAACAGUUUACUUUAAAACACUUGGAGGAGAAGGUGUUGAAGAGUGUUGCACUUGAUGGAGUAGAAUAUGAUCUAAAAGUUAGUUUAGAUCUUGACACCAGCAACUGCGGAAAUAUUGAGCACUUUGACAACGUUCUACGUACAAAAGUCUUUGAGAAAACGGCUCAUGUCAUCAUGAUUACUGCAGACAGCAAUGUGGUUAAACUGGUUAAUGUAGAUCCUCCAGAUGAAAUUGAGAAGUCUAAUGAAGGACUCCCAAGACUAAGGAUGCUCUACAAUCUUGAGCAGAAUAUACCCUUUGAUUCUGCAGUAGUUAUAAGGGGAGAAUCUGCAUACAGAUUCUUUAUCAGUGAGACGGAUCAAGGAUACAUAUCUGGAACAAAAUUCAUGGAUGUUGAACCUGAGACCUUUGAAGUUUUCCUGCCAACGGAGGACAAUGGAACAGAAUCAACCUCUAUUGGAUCUUUUAGUGUGAAGAUGGGAGGUGUAUAUGACUUCAUGGUGCAUAAGCCUCUUGAUGGAACCAAUGAAACAUCUGUCACAAUAUAUGAGGUCACUCCUGCCAAUACUAUCCAUAUGCUGUGGCUGAUACCACAGUACUUUAUAAUCACAGUAUCUGAGAUCAUGUUCUCCAUUACUGGCCUCGAGUUCUCAUUCAUGCAGGCUCCAAGUAGCAUGAAAUCAGUCUUACAAGCUGCCUGGCUUCUCACUGUAGCUUUUGGCAAUUUAAUUGUUGUCAUCAUUGCUGAAGCCAAAUUCUUUGAAAGACAAGCUCUUGAGUUCUUCCUCUUUGCCGUCCUCAUGUUUGUUGAUAUGGUGGCGUUCGCUGCUUUAGCGGUAAGGUACAAAUAUGUAGAUCAGAAUGGAGAAAUUGAAGAUUCUAAGGAGAAGCCAGGAAAAUCAGGGAAGGAAAAUGAGGCAUAUUCUGAUGAUGAGACAAACUUUUGAUUAGAUAAUUACAAAGUAAUUAAUUGUUAAAUACCAAACAUUUGUACUAUUUCUUGAUAUAAGUUUGUAAUGUAAAUAAUAAUUUGUCUUAGUUAAUAAUUUACUUAAUAUCAAAUGAAAAAAAGUACUCCUUCCAUUUGUAUGAUUAUUCGAAUAAGCUUUUGUAAAUAUUUGUUUUUAUUGGUUGCUUGAAUUAUACAUAUAUUUUGUGUCCAUUAUGGUUUCUGCUCCACAUCUGUAGAGUCUACAGUAUAUAAACACAUGUACCACAAUAUAUACAUAACCAUGUAUGAUGUACUAUUUUACUACAUGACUUAAUCAGACCUCAGUAAAAAUAAGGUCAAAGUUAAAGUUCAUUUAAAGUACUUAAUGUUUAUAUUUGUCUUUUUAUUCCAUAUUUUUCAUGUAUCUCAACCAUUAGCCUUUCAUCUUGUAAAUAUCAUUUUUAUCUGUGGAUAUUGUAGAACAGUUUUUACAGUAAUUCUAGGUUUUAACUUGGACAGCUGUACCACAAGUAUUUUCUGUCUUGUACAAGAGUCCUGUAAAAUACUAUAAACUUGGUGCCAGAUACCUGCACUCUGUUUUGUAUUUUUAACAAGUGCUUAGACACCAAGGAGAUAGAUACCUGGCCUACCUAAUCUCACCUUUUUCCCCCCAUUCCUUGAAUUUUUGUUAAUUUUUUACUUCUGUUAUUAUUAUUGUCAAUACUGUUAUUAUUAUCAUUAUCAAAUAUUCUCAUUAUGCUAUUAACAGUGAUAAUAGUAGUAAAUCAAGAACGUGCAUAAAUAUACAAAGAGUGGAGUAGGAAGGUGAGGUCAAGUAAGCCUACAAAUUGACUCCUUGAUGACUAUACACUUGUGAAGCCAUGUUUGUGUAAACAAGAUAAAUAAGGCAAAACCACAGUGGACAGCACAUAUAGGCAAGCAUUCCUAGUGUCAACAGGUUGAAUAAUGAACUCAUAGAAAUAACACAGGAGGCAAAGGAAAAACCAUUAUAUUUGCACAUAUUUUUCCAGAUAAAACCUUAGAAAUGUCAGUUUACAGCAAAUGUUUUUGGAACAACUCCUUUUGUACGUGGAAAUACAAAAUUAAAUUUUUUAUUUUUUUUGAUAUAUUUAAAUCAUUGUCAGAUUUUUUGGUGAUAUAUGUAAAUCAUUGUCAGAUUUUUUGGUGGAUCAGCUCUGAUUUAUAUUUUUGUUGCUGUUAAACCAGUAGAGAUACAUUUUUUAGGAAUACCAGUGAAAUGCAGAAAUGGUUGCAUACUACAGUAAUUUUAUAUUUUAUGUUCUUCCUCUUCUUGGUCAUAAAAUAAUUUACUCCUGAUACAAAAGUAUUAAAAACAUAAUUUUGUUUUUAAUUAAAGCGAGGUGUUUUUAAAUAAAUAUGUUUUAAUAAA
Messenger RNA from Penaeus monodon (black tiger shrimp), 4401 nucleotides. Its product is annotated as solute carrier family 15 member 2-like. The transcript is spliced from 20 exons. Gene Ontology annotation, biological process: transmembrane transport; oligopeptide transport. Bases 685 to 3006 code for a protein of 773 amino acids. Gene Ontology annotation, cellular component: membrane. Gene Ontology annotation, molecular function: dipeptide transmembrane transporter activity. Lineage: Eukaryota; Metazoa; Arthropoda; Malacostraca; Decapoda; Penaeidae. The record is from RefSeq and is a predicted model, not a curated record.